AGCAGAAGCUCUCUUCAUACAAAAUGGAAUACACGGGAAGCAGUCACGAGGGAGAUUUAAAAAAUGGACGGUAAGAAGAGCAUUCAGUUUGAGUUAUUAAUCACACGCACAGUUUUGAUUAUAUUGCAUCGUCUGUUUUCGUCGUUAAUAGAAUGGAAGGACAAGCCGAAUACCACUUGCCACCUUCGCUCGAAACAAAAUAUGUCGGCGAAAUGAAAGAUGGAAUGUAAGCAAAUGCAUUUUGUUGCUUGAUGUGUAGAAAUUAUAUGUUAUGUCGGAAACAGACAGAAAAUAAUGGUAGCAUAAAAUUGUUUUAAGCGACAUGUACGAUCUUUUGUAGCUGCAAGGUUAAUUUCUCUUUAAGCUAACCGAAGCUUCAAAAUAUGCAGCUUUUAGAUAAAUAUAGUUGUUCUUGACCUCAUUCCCGGGGGAAUCCCAGUUAGAGCUAGAGGAAGCUGUAGGAGUCAAUUAGAAUGGAUUGACGUUAAAGGAUUGGUUACAGUGACGUCAUAAAGUGUGUCCGUUUGACGUCAUUUUAUCAUUAUUUCGUGAUUUAAUGCACGAGUCCAAAAGUAACCUUAGGAUGUUUUUAGAAACAGACACAAUUAACCAAAUUUUUUCCUUUUGGGGUGAUAUUGCUUUUUUAAUGGGUUAUCAAUAUUGAAAAAUAAUUUUAACACCUACACAUGAAAGUCCAUCUCUUGUUUGACAAACUGACAACAUUUCAUUUGGUUAUAUUCUCCCUGAAGUGAUGAGAAAAUGAAAGUUAAAGGCACUUGACUUGAGCCAGUAUAUAUAUUUGUGGAUAAAAUCCAUUCAAGUCAAACCAGAAUUUCAUUAUCUCUUACAAAGAGUAUUUAGGGGUGGGAAACAAAGAGAAUUCUGAAUCAAACCAGGCUGAAUACACUCUUAACCUGAAAACAGAUUUUAUCUUCAACGUAUUGAAAGUUACAGUGAGCAUCAAUAGAUUUGAAUCCCUUUUUCCCUUAAAGUAGCGCAUAGCCUAUAAUGAACCCUUGUAAAAUUAUAAAACAAGCAGCAAUUUAAAUUAAUAUACCCUAGUCUUUCAGCUGGUAUCGUGGAGAAAGGUCAAAUCUUACCUCAUUGAAUUCAAUAUAUAGGUACAAAUCAUCUAACUGUCAUUCAGUUAUCAAGAGCCUAUUUUAAGCAUUGUCAGUUCAAUAAGCAUAAGAGUUGUUGUAAUAAAAAUAAAGUAGAUACAUGAUCCUCUUUAAACUUACCACAAAAAUAGAAUUAAUGUAAUGUCAUUUCUAAAAACUCAUUGAAGGUUUCAUGGUGAAGGAACAUUAUUCUUCUCAAAUGGAAGCAAGUACGUUGGGAAAUGGGAAAAAGGACUAGCAGUAGAGGUAAAUUAAUUUAACUCCUAAACUUCAGAAAAAAUCUCUGACUAUCUUAGUAACUUGCUUUACCAUCACUUGCUGCCUGUUUGGUACAUUGUAGAGUUAAACAUGCAGAUACAUGUUUCUCCAUUUAAGACUGUCUGGUUGGUUAACAGUUCAAAACAAGAAGUAAAUCAAAAGAUAAGAAAAUUACCUUUUUUUCCACUGUCACAGUCUUGUAGGGCUUAAUCUCUUUUAAAGGGUGAGACCAAAUGAUGAUUUAUCGGGAAAAGCGUUGUAAUGGGAGGCUGUAAAAUUAUAUAUAAUCCCUAUUUCUGACCCCAGUCUCCAUAUCUCACAUGCAAUGUAUAAUUUUCUUUCACUUUGGCAGGGAAAAUACACAUUUGCAGAUGGUUUAGAGUAUGAUGCAGAGGACUGGGAAUAUUGUGAUGGUUAUGACAGGCGAUUCUAUACUGAGAUAUGUCAUGGACUUAAGCCUGCAGGUACGGUUUAUGAUCCUUUUUACACACCAUAAUAAUUAAUAGUCUGAGUGUCAUAACUUUAAACAAAAUCGAUAUAAGAUAGAGCAGCUGUCUUGCCUGAGUCACUGGAUUGAUUUCAGUGUAUAUCCCAAGUACUUUAUAUGGACUUUUAAAAAUCCCGGAUGUAAUUAUGAAUUUACUUGGAAUGUAAGCUGCCAGACCACCUGAUGAUUUUGACAAUUUUUCUCUGGCCUGUGCAAAUGUCUGAACUGUCAAUCCUUAUUCAGCGACCUUGUUAAUAUGACCACUGCGACAAUAUGGCCAACAAAAGAAACAAACAAUGCUGAAUCAGUUUCUUGAAAUAAACUUGUCUUUUUUUGCAGGUCGCUCUCAACUCACAAACCGUAUUCCUCCUCGUGAGAUUCCUGAAGGUUGUUAUGACUGUGGUGAUGGCUUCUAUAAUCCUGUUUCCAGAGUUAUCGUUGAUUAUGAGCACAAAUUCCUCAGAAAUGCAGGUACAUGUGCAAAACAAAAAUUAAAAUUUUUAUCUUAGGACCAUACCCUAAAGUGCAGAAAUAUUUUGGUGGCCAAUUUUCAGUUGAUAUUGAGUAGAUGCUGCUGACAGCUUGCUUUUGGCACAUUUUAUUGGCACUGCAAUUCUGGGGGAACCCAAGCACUAGAAUUUGUAAAUACAGUAAGUAGAGCAAGGCAUAACUAUACAAUGUUAGUGCAAAACGGAUGAGUCAAAAAGGGCAAAAAAGAUUUUGUGAGAAACAGUCUGGCUCUCCCUUCUUACCAAAUUUUGUACUCUCAUCCUAAUACCCACCCUACGUCCCGAACUUUCAUCUAUCUUUUUUUGCUUCUUAAAGUAUCAAGAAGGCUCUAAGGCUUUGGAUACAUAUAAUACUACAAAAGUGAAUUUUGUUCCUUGGGGUGGGGUUGGCUAAAUUACCAUUUACAGGAGAACUAUAAAACUUGAAAUUGGUCAUAAAAAUGUGUAGAAAUCAGAAUUUUUGUUGCCAUGACAGGUGAUGUGUAGAACAGAGUUGCAAUAUGCAUGUAAAUAUGGUGAGGUGUAGGCUAUUGGGUUCCUUGGUCUCAGCAGUACAUGCCCAGCACCUAAACCUUAUAAAGUUUCCCAGUUGUUAUUGCCCUGUGUUAGUUAAUGCAUGUACUCAGUUGUAAUUUAUUUGCUCAUUGUUAGAUGAUGAUGAACAUGAAUGGAUUUUGAAAACAUGCAGGAAGGGCUGGGAUGAGAAUGUUGGUUACAGGCCAGACGUCAUCAGAUAG
This is a messenger RNA of Porites evermanni, 3112 nucleotides long. NCBI's taxonomy places the organism in Eukaryota, Metazoa, Cnidaria, Anthozoa, Scleractinia, Poritidae. The record is from the annotation of a GenBank genome assembly.